AUGAAGGUUUUUGUAGUUUUGGUUCUGGCUCUGGCCUCCGUGUCCGCUGGACUCCUGCCUCAGGCUUUGCCUGUGCGUCCUCGUGACAGGAUCUCGACGCCAUCUAUCACUGGUCGCGUUACCAAUGGCAAGGACGCCGUGCCUGACCAGUUUCCCUACCAGGUGGGACUCAGCUUCAGCGGAUCAGAGGGCAGUUGGUGGUGCGGUGGCUCCAUUAUCGACAACUCCUGGGUCCUGACUGCUGCCCACUGCACCAGCGGAGCCUCCACCGUGACCAUCUACUAUGGAGCUACCGUCCGCACUAGCCCCCAGUUCACCCAGACCGUCGCCAGCUCCAACUGGAUCCAGCAUGCCAGCUACGUCUCGCUCACUCUGCGCAACGACAUCUCCCUGAUCAAGACCCCGUCCGUGAUCUUCUCGACCUCGGUCAACAAGAUCGCCCUGCCCGCCAUCGCCAGCAGCUACUCCACCUACGCCGGUCAAGUGGCCGUCGCCUCCGGCUGGGGCCUGACCUCCGAUACCUCCUCUUCAGUGGCCCGGGAUCUGCAGUACGCCGAUCUCACCGUCAUCACCAACGCCGUGUGCCAGCAGACCUACGGCAGUGUGGUGGUCACCAGCCGAGUUAUCUGCGUCGAUGGUGUUAACCGCACCUCCAUCUGCAGCGGGGAUUCCGGCGGCCCAUUGGCCCUGGACAAUGUGCUGAUCGGUGUCACCUCAUUCGGAUCCAUCGAUGGCUGCGAGAUCGGAGCCCCAGCUGGAUUCACUCGUGUCACCAGCUACUUGGACUGGAUUAAGACCAACUCGGGUGUUAGUGCCUAAAUGGG
This is a messenger RNA of Drosophila takahashii, 824 nucleotides long. RefSeq names its product serine protease 1-like. Gene Ontology annotation, molecular function: serine-type endopeptidase activity. The record is from RefSeq and is a predicted model, not a curated record. Lineage: Eukaryota; Metazoa; Arthropoda; Insecta; Diptera; Drosophilidae. Gene Ontology annotation, biological process: proteolysis.